UGCCGGACCUGACUUCUUCAUUUCUCUCCCCUUCCCUCCCCAAAAAAAACCUCCCUCAGCUCCAGGAACAGGCAGAUUGUGUUCCCCUCACCGCCUCAAACCAAACUGAAACCUCAAGGUUUCCCCAGAGCCUCCAACCAUCUCUCCGUCGUUCAGUCCCCCCUGCUGUCCUCCGCCGUGGGAACACACAUCCAGCUCCUUCACCCAGCGAGGACGGUGGAGCGAAUCAUGCCCUCCGACUUUCUAACGCCUUUUCUGGAACUGGACGAGGAGUUCUGCAAGAAUUUCCGCGGCCUGGAGGCGACAGAUGGCUCGCCUGCUGGCUCGCGGCAGCAGCACAGUCUGAGGGUUCUGGGCUUCCAGCGUCGCCAUUCUCUCUGCCCCGUCACCCUCCCCAACUCCAAGUUCAACAGUAGCAGCAGCAGCAGCAGCUCCGAGGUGGCCGACUCAGCCUGCUGGGGGCUCAACGUGGCCUCCACCCAGCAGUGGAGCAGGGAGAGUCAGCUUCCCCGCUCCUCACUCAGCCACAUCCCCUUCAGAGUCGACCGCUCGGUCAGCAUGAUCGAGGGCAACUUGGGCGGCAGAGAGGACAGAAUGGCAAACGUGUCCCCGCCUCUGCUGCUCCCUCCGCCGGGCCUCUGCAUCAGCAGUACCUCUCUGUCCUCCACUGCUUCCCCCACUGCCUCCAGACCCCCAGCCCCUUCACCUCACAUCUCCACCCGGUACAAGACCGAACUGUGUCGCACCUAUGAGGAAAGUGGGACCUGCAAAUACGGCACCAAGUGCCAGUUCGCCCAUGGCUUGGACGAGCUGAGAGGCCUCAGCAGGCACCCCAAGUACAAGACAGAGCCGUGCCGCACGUUCCACACGAUAGGCUUCUGCCCGUACGGCGCCCGCUGCCACUUCAUCCACAACGCCGACGAGCUCCAGGGCGGAAACGCUGCUGCGCCUCCUGAGAAGCAGAGGCUGAGGCCUCCUCUGCUGCGUCACAGCCUCAGCUUUGCAGGCUUCUCCUCUCCACAGACCUUCCAGCCCGUUGAGGAGUCACAACCUUCUUCCCUCCUCUUCACCCGGGCCUCCUCGGUUUCCCCAUCUCCAUCCUCCGCAGGGAGUCCAGAGCUCCUGUCCCCUCUCUUCCCCGAGCCGGGGGCACUGAAGCAUUGCCCCUACCCCUUCUCCGGCGUCACCGACCUGGCAGGAGACGGCGGCGAUUCCACUCCACGCUUCUACGCGGUGACCGAUUCUGUCAGUGGCAGGUGUCCCGCCUCCACCGUCACCUCCACAAACCCAAACCCCCGCUACCACCUCCCCCAGCAGCUGCCAGUCUCCCUCAACGCCCCGCCCGGCCUUCAGCGCUGCUCCUCGGCCGACUCCCUGUCUGAGGAAGGCUACACCUCCUCGUGCUCCCUCAGCUCUUCCUCCAGUGGCGCAGACUCACCAAGCUUCGAAGGCCGGCGCCUGCCCAUCUUUAGCCGCCUGUCCGUCUCAGACGAGUAGGGAAAGGUUUUACCGCGGGGCUGAAUUUAAUCCGGGAUAGAUGGUCUAGUUGUUUGAAUCUGUGACCAGGAUCUGAUGUUUUGUGUCCAGUCUAAAAACAAAAGAGCAGCUUUUUAAUGAAAUAAACGAAGCAGAAACUCAGUUGUCAGCUAGACAUUUGAAAGCUCAGAUACGAGUCACGGAGGAGUAAAACAUUAGGUUUUCAGUUCCCCCCUAAAGCCAGCCGGGUAAACGUACCGAACUUUGUGCAUAUUGCAUUUCUCAUCCAAGCAGCUGUAGCGCUGCUCAGUGUUCGUCCAGUUUUAGCCGACUUCUCCUUUUGUUCGAUUGUUGUUUUUGUAAGGUUGUUCUUUUAUGCCGUUGUUACUGCUGUAUACUGUUGUAUACCCAUUUUUAGAGAAAACCUGCAGGGUACUUCACUUAGCCGUUCCUGCUCAGUGGGAAGUUCUGUGUGAGAGCUUCCUGUACCCUGAUUUACAAAGGACUUUAAUAUUAGUGCUGUUUGCCCUGUGUAGGACUGGUGUGCUAUCACAAUGUUUUUUACAGAUCUGAUGUCUUAUUUUACUCCUUCCAAGUGAUGCCAGCCUGCAGCACUUCUCCAGUCAUAUUCAGGGCUCUCCGACUGUAUGAAACCAACCUCUUGUCCAUGAGUAAGAGGGUUAAAUAACUGUAUGCUGUCGCUGAUUGAUUAAUUGAUUGGUUGCAUGGCUGUGGCCACCUGAUUGUAUUUGGCAAUUUAACUGCCUGGCAAGGAUUCAGCUAAACUGCCUUAGCAACAAAAAAUAGCACAAGUGUAGGCAACCCAGUGACUCUCUAGUUACCAAAGCUAAUGCUAGAUUUCCCCUAACCUACUAGUACUGUUAACACCUAGACUAGCCUUUCGCAACCACAGCGAACAUACAGCGUUUUGAUUAUUGUCAGUGUAGCUUAACACUUUUCUAGACUUAUUUAUUGCUUUUGUAUUAUGUGACUUUGCUUUGUGAUUAUGUUUAUGCAUUUUUUUUUUGUAAUACCAGAGAAAUUAUGCUUUACUUAUGCAUCCAUGAUGUCCGUCUGCUUCUUACGCCAUCCAGUAGUUUUAAGGAGGCUCGUGGAGAGGAGAGGAGAGGAGAGGAGGAAGAAAAGCAUUUUGGCAUUCUAUAUGUAUGUUGCCUUACUGGCUGACAGGCCUGGCAGAAAUCAAGACUCACUGAAUUUUCACGUGAAAAGCAGCUCGGCGAGUUUGGCGGCGGCGUCUCAGAGCGCUGCUUUCUGCUGGUGGUGUGAACCUACAGUGAGUCUGCUCUCCUCUCCAUGAAGCCUCACACCUCUGACUGUAAUAACACCUUUUAAACCUGAAUAGUGCUGUUAUCUAAACACAAAGCAAUGCAGUGAUGGAAGAGAGUCAGCAGCGCUAAAUGCAAAUGCGGGCAUCGGUUUGGGAGCGACACAACCAUCAAAAGAUUUUAACGAUGGGAGAUCGUGUUGAUUUGAGUGACUAAUCCGAGUGUCCAUCAGGGCUGCUGCAUUGCUGCAUUGUGGUCUCGGUGUGUGGAAAUUCCUACCUGUGUGCUCUCUUUUCCUCUCACGACGAAGACAAAAUGUGGAUUUUUAUCUAUCAGAGUUGCCUUGAUGACAAUGUGUUUGUAGGUCGACCUCUGUUGCACGCUAGCUAGCUAGCUAACUCUGAGCGGCAGGUGAAAUCAAGCGAGUUCGAAGGAAACCAGACGAGGUGGUGCGAUCGUCUGUCGACUCAGCCUGCACUGACGAGUCCAGAGACGCUCGUCGCUUGUUGCUGUAGCUUAUCGUCAGCUUCAUUUGACAGCAAGCCGUUUUUGUAACUUUUGUUAACUUAAAGUCUUAUUUAUUGUUUUUUCAAAGCGAACCCUAUAUUGUGUUGUUUGAUACUGUGUUUUUUUGUUUUACAUAAUUUAAGUGCAUUUAUUGUUUACAUU
This is a messenger RNA of Chelmon rostratus (copperband butterflyfish), 3431 nucleotides long. RefSeq names its product mRNA decay activator protein ZFP36L1. The coding region runs from base 229 to 1497 and encodes 422 amino acids. The record is from RefSeq and is a predicted model, not a curated record. Lineage: Eukaryota; Metazoa; Chordata; Actinopteri; Chaetodontiformes; Chaetodontidae. The transcript is spliced from 2 exons. Gene Ontology annotation, molecular function: mRNA binding; metal ion binding.